Molecule: messenger RNA, 450 nt
Organism: Entelurus aequoreus (snake pipefish)
Lineage: Eukaryota; Metazoa; Chordata; Actinopteri; Syngnathiformes; Syngnathidae
Product: protein SPMIP2
Exons: 4
Coding region: 1-381 (126 amino acids)
Source: RefSeq, a predicted model, not a curated record
AUGCCCCACAAGAGUAAAGGAGCGACAUCGACUGGACAAAGAAUGAUCUUUACAGGUCCGGAUGGUGUCGGCAACUACAGGCCGAGGCUCCAUCAGUACGUGGGUGUGGGCUCGCUGUCCCCCGAGGCUACGGGCGACCUCACCUACCUGACACGGGCCGCACCGCACGCCCCCCCACCUCUGCCCAAACAUGCCUUGGUGGGCGAGGUGGGCUGGGGCUGGCAGUACAACCAGCUGGUGAACAGUGACACCUUACAUAGCGGCAUGCAGAUUAAGAAAACAGACGUUCGAAUUGCGCUGGAAGACCAAGCGAGCCACAUGUUCCAGCCCCAGCAAGAGAAGAGAAAGGCUGGGACACAAAAAUCCAAAAACCAAGUCUGACAGGCGAUCGGGGAUGUGUCCAGUUUUAUCAAGUCACCAUAACAUUAUGCAAACAUGUUUUGAGGCGUA